CCGUGCCAACCAUUUCCAACUCAAACUCACAAAGCAAACUUUCCAAUUUUCUUUCAAGUUUUUCGAAUAAGUAAAUCCUUAACCUUUAAGAAUGUCCUCACGUGUGGAACGUCAUAUGGAAGCCGAAGUGUGCCGUGGCGGUGCGUACUGCCCACCCAACUGUGCCUACCAUAACCGGAAUAUGAAGAGCGAGCAGUACGAACGCAAGGAGGUCCACCGCGAUGAUUCUCGUCAACCACAGCAGGAGAUGCGCCGUGACAGUGCCGGUUCCCGUCAACAACAACAGGAGAUGCGCCGUGACAGUGCCGGUUCUCGCCAACAACAGCAGGAGAUGCGCCGGGAUGAUUCUCGUCAACAACAGGAGGUGCGUCGUGAUAAUAGCGAUUCCCGCCAACAACAACAGCAGCCACAGUAUCAGGAGGUCCGUGUGGAACGGGAAACCUAUGAGCAACAGCCGCGGGACUCGCGCGGCGAACAGCGAGACGACUAUAAUCGUCAGCAACAAGUAUAUCGCGGUGAACGCCGGGACGAUUAUGAUCGCCCCCCGAUGCGGGAGCACGAGAAGGAGGUGGUCAAUGAGACGCAUGUCCAUACGGAAAUCCGCGCCCCGCUGGUGGCGCCCCCGGUGGCCCAUGUCGAAGUCCAAGGUGGUUUUGGCGAUCUGGCGGCCGGCUUCACGGGCAGCUCGGCCCGCUACACCGCCACCAGCGGUGAGGUCUUCGUCCAGCCAAGUCCCCGGGCGUUGGAAGAGGCGCGCCGCGAUUCCCUGUCGCACCAGAAGGAAGCCGACUCCAUUGCCCGCGCCCAUGAACAGGAUCUGAUGAAGCGCUCGGAAAAGUACCAGAGCGAGACGGAAGCCGAAGCCCUGAAGAUCCGCAAGGAGAUGGAGAAGCAGCACGAACGCGAUAUCGCGUUCCGUAAGAGCUUGAUCGAUUCGGCCGUCGACCGACAGAUCCGCGAGGUGGAUCUGGAAGCACGCAUGGCGAAGCGGGAGCUGCUGCGGGAGGCGCAGAUUGCCAAGGAGCAACUGGAUCGGGCAUCGGCGGCUACCACGGUGGAGGUGGAUCUCAAGACAGCCGUUGGCCACACCCAUUCUGCUGGGGUAACGGCAUCGGAAACGGUCAUGCGCGACGUUCGCACCAACCAGUAAACCCGGACAUCACGAUGCUGCAAACCGAUGCCAAAUGCUUUCAGCCAAUUAUUAUAAAUUAUAAUUAUAAUAUUCACUCAUUUUAUAAUGAUUACAAUUGUAUAAAAUUUUCGCGCUUUAGCCGCACAGAUUCUGGUUAUGCAGAAUUAACUUCUUUUAACGCUUCGUCUCAUUCCUUCUUUGUUAUUUGAGACAAAAACGCACUGAAUCACUGCACGAGUGAAUCGCUUAUUAAGAAAAAUAAAAAUCAAGCAAUGA
Molecule: messenger RNA, 1408 nt
Organism: Paramacrobiotus metropolitanus
Lineage: Eukaryota; Metazoa; Tardigrada; Eutardigrada; Parachela; Macrobiotidae
Product: cytosolic-abundant heat soluble protein 94205-like
Exons: 3
Coding region: 92-1150 (352 amino acids)
Source: RefSeq, a predicted model, not a curated record